This is a messenger RNA of Siniperca chuatsi (mandarin fish), 8256 nucleotides long. It is a transcript of the gene prdm11, whose product is annotated as PR domain containing 11. Lineage: Eukaryota; Metazoa; Chordata; Actinopteri; Centrarchiformes; Sinipercidae. The transcript has 6 exons. Gene Ontology annotation, molecular function: protein binding. The coding region runs from base 2515 to 5742 and encodes 1075 amino acids. The record is from RefSeq and is a predicted model, not a curated record.
AGUGAGAGAGAGAGACAGUGAGGAGUGAGACAGACAGGUGAGGAGUGAGACAGACAGGACUGUGACAGACAGACAGGAGUGAGACGGACGGACAGGUGAGGAGUGAGACGGACAGACAGUGUCUGAUCCGGUCUAACGCCACAGUGAGUCCUGCACGAGGAGUCCGGCUGUUUUAAAGGUGCUGAUUGGCUGAUAGACUAGAUCUCUGUUUGAGAUGUAUUAAAGAAACAUGAACGAUCAUGUGAUCAUCUGUGUAACUGUCUGGACUCAGGACUCUGGAGUCUGGACUCUGGACUCAGGAGUCUGGACUCAGGACUCUGGACUCAGGACUCUGGAGUCUGGACUCAGUCCUUUUCGGUUUCUCAGACCUUUCUUGUCUCUGAAAGUCCAGACGUCGAAGUGUCGCCGUGUAAAAUAUUAUUAUUCGCUGUACGUUACUAUUUGAUUUCUAAGAACAUGAAGGGAGACGCGAGUUGAUCGGAUGGAAAUAAUGACUGUUGUUGUUUCAAAUAAAUGCACUUUUCCCUUUUUUAUUAAUCAAAAAUCAAUAUAUGGAUUAUCUCCCAGAACCCCAGCUGCUCAUAGUUUAGGAACUCAAAAAUAAAUAAAGAUGGAAAAUCACUUAAGAACUUUUACUGAAACAGUUUUUACAGUUUCUCACACAAGUGGAAUCAAGUUUCUAAUAAACAACAUGUGAAAGCUGAAACACCACGAUGUAAAAAUACUUAAUUAGACAGAAGUUCUGCAUUUCAAAGUCUGUUUAAGUAGAAGUAUUAUUAGUAUCAUUAGUACUAUAAAGUAUUUAUAAGUAUAUUUUAAAGUAUUAUGUCAUUUUAGAUUUUCAACUCUGGUUUUUAAUCACUUCACAGAGUUUUAAUGCAAAACAAAUGAAAAAUCUGCAUAAAGUUUAUAUACUGAUGAAGUUUAAAAACAAUUAGUCGAUGGACAGAAAGUCGAUCGUUAACUAAUUUGAUUAUUGAUUAAUGAUGAUUAAUUAGCUUUUGCUCUUUCUGCUUCAGAAAGUGUUGAUUUGCUGUUUUUCUCUUUUUGUGGCAUCGAUUUUCUGACUGAACGAUUAAUCGUAGAAGCAAUCAACAGAUUGAUCCGUUAUCAGAUGCUCUCAGCCUGUAUAUCAGAUGUAAUAUAAAAUAUGUAUAAUAUAAUAUGGUGGAGGAGAUAAACUUUCAUACUUUAAUUUCCACCAGCUACAACAUGAAAAGCUCGUUAAUGUGUUAAACCACAUGUUGUUGUACAGCAGCAGGGAAUCGGCUCCUGUCAGACUGAACUCCGGCCUCAAAUUCACACUGUUAACUUUAAUUUUUUGCGCAAUUGCUUUCUUCCGUUUUCCAUGUCAUUUCCUGUGAUGAAAAAUGGUGGUCAAAGCUCGAGGAGGCGACCGAGUCGCUGCAAAAAAUUAACGGGAAACUUUGCAUCGGCGGGCAGCCGCGGAGCCAGCGGCCGGGGGUCGGUGCUCGGCGGCCGGGGGGCGAGGGUCGAGCUUCACCCGGGAGAGAGGGUCCGCGUCCCCGCUGCGUCUCUGCACAAGGUGGGUCUGUCAGUAGCCACUGUGGCCAGCGAAAAUGGCUUCCGAAAACAGCAGGCAGAUUGCCAGUUGUCUGCAGAUCGAAACUGUGGCGCAGAUCGAAACUCCGCCGCUGAUUCACCCGAAACCCGCUAAUCUGACAGAUUGUCUGCCGGCACCGAGGCACCGAGGCCGGCAGCUUCAGUCUCUCAGAGCCGGAGAGGCUCCGCAGCAGAUCCGAGGGGUGCAGAGCUCCAGGAACCGAAACAAAGCUUCAGAUGUUGGCAUGAAGCUGCGAGGAGUCCUGGGAAAGAGCUCACACCCGAGGCUGAUGUUCACACUGUUGUCUGAUAGGUUUUCUCACAGUUGUGUAUUUGUGAAUUAGAGCUGAAAUAAUUGAUCACUUAAGUCAAUGGACAAAAAAAACUAAUCUGCAACUUUUUAAAUAAUUGAUUCAUCUUUAAAAAUUGAUUUUACAAACAUCGAGGGCUUUCUGUUUUUCUCCGUCUUACAUCAUUUUUAAACUGAAUCUCUGAGUUUCGGACUGCAAAUUGAAAAUGGCCGGGCUGCAAUCAAAACGGUUAAGUUGUAAAACCAAAACAACGAGCUGAAAGACACUAAAACGCUGCAGAGCCGGUGGUGUUUCUCUGUGGGUUCGUUUGAUCCACUGUUAAUGGGAAAACACCGACACAUGAAACACAAUAAUGAGCCGCAGAAGCCAAGAUGAUGUUGUUAAGAUGUUUUAAUGCUGAUUUUAAUCAGACGUUUUUACAGUGGACGUCGUCGGGAAAAGCACGUCGGUACGUAUCAGAACAUGCAGAGCAUCGUUAACGUCGCCGGUUCCACCUGUAGGUCAAGUCGGACGACCUCUGCGAGAAACGGCCGUCACCGCUCGCCGGUGACGUGUUCCACCCGCAGUAACAGAUUGUGUGUUGUUGUUCUGCAGAUAGGUGAUACAGUGGACGACGGAUUCCUACCAACAUGGUUCCACCAUGAGCGAGCAGUCGUGGGAUCGCUGGUUCUGUGAGGAGUGCCAGGACUAUUUCCAGAAGGAGUGUCCGUCCCACGGGCCCCCGCAGUUUGUCCCUGAUACACCUGCGGCCCCGGGGUCGGCCAACAGGGCGGCGCUCACUGUCCCAUCAGGUCUGGAGGUCUUCACCGAGGGAGACGAGGUGGAUGUUCGCUGCGUGGAUCCAACCAUCCCCAAGGGGGCGGUCUUCGGUCCGUACGAGGGAGAGCUGGUGUGCAAGGACAAAUCCUCCAGCUUCUUUUCCUGGAUAAUUGUUGAUUUCGACAACACGUAUCAAUCCAUCGAUGGCAGCGAUGAGACCAAAGCCAACUGGAUGAGGUUUGUCCGGACCUCGUCGGACGAGAGCGACAGGAACUUGACGGCGUUUCAGCGUGGUAAAAACAUCUACUUCAGGGUGUGUCGGACGCUGGUGGCAGGAGAGAAGCUGAGGGUCUGGUACAGCGACGACUACAUCCAACAACUUCACUGCGUCUCUCAGGAGAGCAUCGACCGCAACCUGGACUCAGAUAACGGGAAGCCGACAGUCCUGCCCAACAUUCAGAAGGACUUUAAAUCUCCCUGUCUGCAGUCAGCUCUGCAGGGCAAACCCAGCCCCAGUAAACAACCCAGCGAGGAGACAGACGGCCAGCCUCCUGCCAAGAGGAAGAAGAUCGACCUCAUCUUCAAAGACGUCCUGGAGGCUUCUCUAGAGGACUCCAGCAAGUCCAGGUCCCAGUCUUCCCUCCCCAGUGAGUGUAAAAUAGCAGUGCUCGGGUCGGGGUUUAAUUCCUCUGAAAGCAGCUUUAACGUUCCGAACCUGAAGGUGGAAGAGAAAGAGGAGGAGCACCAGAGCAGCGAGAAACCCUCCACCUCCUUCUGCCCCAACUGUGUCAAACUGAAGAGGAGGAUCCUGGAGCUGGAGGAGGAGUUGUCUCGUGUCAGAGGAGAACAGGGGGACGGGGUCAGUCCGCCGAUGUCUGAACAGACCCUACCCCAACACGAUCAGGCCCCGCCCCACCCAGAGCAAGGCCCUAUCGAAGAUUUUCAAGGAAUGGAGCCCUUGACGCCCACUCAGGUGGUCCUGGAUGAAGACGACCAGGACAUGGACUCGGCUGAUGAGUCGAUUGCUGCAGAUCUUGUGAUUUCUCCAGAAGACCCAUCGAAGCUUUCCUCUGGAGGAGGUCGACGGAUUCGUCGCUUCAAGCAGGAGUGGCUGAAAAAGUUCUGGUUCCUUCGCUACUCACCAACCAUCAAUGAGAUGUGGUGCCACGUUUGCCGCCAGUACACCGUCCAGUCAUCCCGAACCUCUGCCUUUAUCAUCGGCUCAAAGCAGUUUAAGAUCCACACCAUCAAGCUUCACAGCCAGAGCAACCUUCAUAAGAAGUGUCUGCAGCUUUAUAAGCUGCGUAUGCAUCCCGAAAAGACAGAGGAGAUGUGCAAGAACAUGAUACUGCUGUUUAACGCGGCGUACCACUUGGCCCUGGAGGGACGGCCCUUUUCUGACCUCCGUCCACUGGCAGAGCUUCUGAAGAGGUGUGAGCUGAAAGUGGUGGACCAGUACAUGAAUGAAGGAGACUGUCAGAUCCUCAUCCACCACAUUGCCCGGGCUGUAAAAGAAGACCUGGCUGAGAAGCUGCGCCUGUCUCCCUUCCUAAGUGUCAUAAUGGACGCCCAAAAUGAUGACCUUUUCUCAGACAUGGUGGCAGUCUACGUCCAGUUCAUUACCACUGAGGGCUCCCCAAACACAGAGUUCCUGUCCUUGCAGAGACUGAGCAUUGCAAGUGUAGAUGGAUAUCUCCAGGCUAUGGAUCGAGCCUUCAGUGUCCUAGGCCUCAGGUUUCAGGACUUGCUGGUAGUGGGUCUAGGAGUAGAUGGCACCAACAUCUCUUCAGGAAUGAGAGCCAACCUGUACAUAGCUGUACAAAAGACUUUUCCUUGGAUCCUCUGCCUUCCUAUCAUGAUUCAUCGGCCCCAUCUGGAGGUGCUAGAUGCCAUCAGUGGGAAGGAGCUCUCCUGUCUGGAGGAUCUGGAAAACAACCUCAAGCAGCUCCUCAGUUUCUACCGCUACUCCCCUCGCAUGAUGGCCGAGCUGCGAUCCACUGCUCCAACACUGUCAGAGGAGACAGAGUUCCUAGGAGACAUUAGAGCCAUUCGAUGGAUCAUAGGAGAACCAAAUGUCCUUAACGCACUCAUCAAAGAUUACCUGGAGGUAGUCGCCCAUCUGAAGGAGAUCAGCAGCCAGACACAGAGGGCUGACGCUGCAGCCAUCGCCCUUACCCUCCUCCAGUUCCUCAUGGACUAUCAGUCAGUAAAGCUCAUCUACUUCCUUCUGGACAUCAUAGCUGUUCUCUCACGAUUAGCCUUCACCUUCCAGGGAGAAUACCUGCUGGUGUCACAGGUGGAAGCCAAGAUAGAGGAGGCCAUUCUGGAGAUUGGCCAGUUGGUGGACUGCCCCGGAGAGUAUCUGCAGGAGUUUGAGGAAAAUUUCCGCGAAAGUUUCAACGGCGUUGCUCUGAAGAACCUGCGCGUUGCAGAGUCCAAAUUUCAGUCCAUCCGAGAAAAGAUCUGCAACAGGAGCCAGGGCAUCCUGUCUCAGAGGCUGGACCUGCAGAGCCGCUCAUUUGCCAAAGCCUGCAAGGUCCUGGACCUGUCCACCUGGCCUCACAACCGGGAGGACCUACAAGCUUACGGGGAGGAAGAAAUCCAGAUGAUAUUCAACCAUCUGGAGUCCAUUCCCUCUGGGGGUCAGGAGGGCUCCCAGGCCAGGACGGAGGCCAGGGGCAGCCUGGUGGUGGAAUGGAAGGAUCUGAAAGCAGACUACUACAGUAUGAACGGUUUUAAAGAGGUCAUCAGUCACAUCUGCAGGUACAAGCAGCGUUUUCCUCUGCUGAAUCGGAUUGUGCAGGUUGUCAGGGUCCUGCCCAGUUCCACAGCCUGCUGCGAUAAAGGCCGAGGGUCUCUACAGAAGAUGUGUAAGAACAAUCGUUCCCGGCUGACUCUGGAGCAGAUGAACGACCUGCUGACUGUGGCAGUUAACGGACCGCCCAUCGCUAACUUUGAUGGGAAGCGAGCGUUGGACAGCUGGUUUGAGGAGAAGUCUGGCAGCAGUUACUCUCUGUCAGCUGAGGUAUUGAACAGGAUGUCAGCUGCCGAUCAAAAGUCUGUCUUGCACAGUGUUGAUGUCAACACAGAGUUCUACCCUGACAUCUAACAGGCAAACCCAGUGGUGUGGUGCAACAACAAAAUAGUGCUACAACACUAUACUAAUACUAACGAAGUGAGGCAGCAUCACUCUUACACCACUGGGCAAACCACGUUCAUCCAUCUACGUUCAGCUGGAUGGAUGGAUUACAGAACCGACCUACCGGACAAAGGCCCAUAGGCCCAAGGGAUCAGGGGGCACCCUGCAAAAUGUCACUAAAAGAGACACAAAAUGACUAUGAAGAGGUGCAAAAACAACAGAGAGAUGCAAAACAACUACAAAGAGACAUAAAAUGGCCACAAGUAGACACAAGAACUACAAAAGAAAUUACCACAGAGAUGCAAAAUGACCACAAAUAGACUCAAAACGACUACAAAGAAACGUAAAACAACUACUAAAAGACACAAAACAGCCACAGAGACUCAAAACAACUACAAAAAGACGCAAAACAACCACAAAGAGACGCAAAAUGACUACAAAGAGAUGCAAAGUGACUACAGAGGCGCAAAAUUACCACAAAUAACUACAACUACAAACUACUACGCAGCUGUGUCGUUGUAGUUGUUUUGCUCUUACAUGUGAGAGCCCAGAGGCCCACUGUCUCAUAAUCCGUCCAUGUUCAGAUGAAUAUUGUGCUGAAAUCUUCCUACUCUGACUGACUGACUUCUUUCACUGAUGAGCAUUGUCAAACUGAGGGCUACUGCGUGGCCCUGCACUUGUUAAUAAAGCACUUGUUGCCAGAAUAAAAGUCAGUUAUACAUUGGGAACAGUUAAUUAGUGUCAAAUUAAAUGUCUAUGCUAUUGAGCUGCUCUCUGCUUUAGCUUAUUUGCCAAUGGGAUAUUCAGUCAUGUAGUGCCUGACAGAAAUACAAAAGCUAGAGUGUAAUGAUGUAUAAAGGCUUUAUAUUUCUAUUAGAAACGCAGACAACCCUGCUUCACACUGUAUAUAUUGUAUAAACUGUAUAUAUUGUAAAUGCUUUUGAGCCUGUUUUUAAGGAGAUUAUUUUUCUCUUGAAUUUGAUGAUUGUGCCAUAAUGAUCGAAUGCAAGAACCGAAAGAAAAAGGUGCUAUCCUGCUAUGCCAUACUGCAUUUUGCAUAUUUGUUUAGAUGUUUACUGCCGCAAAUGAUAUAUUUGAAAUAUGUUCUUUUUCAGUGGUGCACCGGCUUCAUGUUUGGGUGUUUCUAGUGGGGUAACUUCAGUCUCGGCCAAAGCUCAGGCUUAAAAUAAUUCAAAUAAGUUUUAAAAUCUGCAUGAUGAUACUAAACUGUUGCUUAAGUAGUAUUUUAUGAUUAAAUGCCUGUAUUUAAGGCUGAAAUAAAUGUAAGACGGUGGGAAUAGAGGGAGCUGAGGCAGGAUGACCUCAGCAGGCAGACGGUCACGUUUUAGUCAGAUUUGCUGUGUGUCCUUAAGUUAAUGGAAUAGUUAGACAUUUUGGGAAAUACACUCAUUUGCUUUCUCGCAGAGGGUUAGAUGAGAAAAUCUCUAUCAAUCUCAUGUCUGUGCGUUAGUGCUGCAUUCUGUAAUUACAAGCAUUGUUCAUGUCAGCCUUCGACUUGUGAUUCCGAUUAAAUAUCGGGGAUUGUUUGACGGCAACAAUAUCUCCCACUUUAUGUAAAGAACAACAGGAAAAGUCAACAAAGCACUGGAAACAUUGGCUCACACCAAAGCUCAAAAAUAUGCCACCCAACACCUCUAAAGAUCUCUAAUUAACACAAUAUAUCUCUCUUGUUUAAUCACAGUUUGAGGUUUUACAGGAGUUACAAGCUGGAGGUGUUACGGGUGUAUUUUUUUACUUUGGACAGAGCCAAGUUAGCUGUUUCCCCCUGCUUCCAGUCUUUAUGCUAAGCUAAGCUAACCGUCCCCCUCUAGCUCCAUACUUCUUAUCUAGUGUAUUUCCGUAAAAUGUCAAACUAUUUCUUAAUGUUUGCUGUGUGAUUCGCUCCAAGCCGCUGAAUCCUCUUCCUUUCAUUUCACUGACAGAUAAAACCUGUAUGCCUUUGUUUUCGUUAACAUAUUGUGCAUGUCUGUAUUGUAUGCAUGCAGUUAUUACUGUAUAAAACCGACCUGUUUCUGAAAGCAUAAUGUUUGUAUGCAGGAGGCUGCCUGAGCUGUUUUAGAUGUUUCCGGUUGGAUGUAAUGUCAGACUGAUGAUGGAUGGUGAGUGUUUUUCUAAAUGAUUCGUGUGCAGCGUAAAGAGACUGUUGGUUUGAUCACAUUUCAGUUUUACUGCUGCGAUUUCAAUCCAAAAACAUUUGACUUAAGAAUGGCAAUAUUUUGUGCUACGCCUUAUACUGUAUGUGUUUAUUCCGACGUUUGGCUGAUUGUAAUCUGACGCCACGGCUGAGUGGAGUCGGCUUUAAGUUGUUGAUGUUUGCUGUUUGCUGAACUGUGAGAUUUUUCACUGCUGGAGCUGGAUAGGAAUUUUGGUUACAUGUGAACCAAAAGAGAUUUGUGGUUACUUGGUUUCUCUGUUCACUGUUCUUUCUGUUUCAAAUGCUUUAAAAAUACAUUUUAAAAGACA